AUGAAGUCUGACUUUAUGUGGCACUUGCAUAGCGUAAGAAAGACAGAAGGGUGGGCACAAUUCUCACAGAUGCGUCCAAUUGCAAUGGCGCCAGCUGUAGCACCACGUAUGCCAAUGUAUCCACCUGGUGGGACAGGUUUAGGUCAACAUAUAUUCUAUGGUCAAGCUCAGCCUACAUUCAUUCCUCCACAGCAAGGUCAACAAGUUCAACACCCAGGUGGCAGGCGUGCUACUGGUCCAGGUCAGCAAAACCAGCAGCCCAUAACCCUAAUGCAGCAACAGAAUGUUCCAGAUGGUUCCAUGAGCGGAAUUGGAGGUGGGGGAAUGGUUUCUGUUCCGUAUGACAUGGGUGGAAUGGCAUUGAGAGACACUGGAAUCACACAACCCAUUCCGAUUGGUGCGUUGGCUUCUGCACUUGCUAAUGCUUCCCCCACAAAACAGAGAACAGUAUAUGCUGCAGUUGUGAAACACAUGGAAACUGUCGCAGGGACUGAAGUAACUUCCAUUAAGGAAGAAGCAGUGAGCAUGAUUCGUCAUCCAAUGGAUGGUGAUAUUCUUUUAGUUUCUGAUAUCAUCAUUUAA
This is a messenger RNA of Lactuca saligna, 582 nucleotides long. Lineage: Eukaryota; Viridiplantae; Streptophyta; Magnoliopsida; Asterales; Asteraceae. The record is from the annotation of a GenBank genome assembly.